AUGUCCAAGCUCCUCGAUCUCAUCACCCUGGUGGACAACGUCCCGCUUGACUUUGCCACCAACCACUACCCAUACUACCGUCUAUUCCUGUCGCCCUCCGACCCCCGCCCACACGGCUACAUCCACCCGACCACCUUGUCGCGGAUGGCAUGGCCGUCCGACGGCGGCGGGGUGACGGUGUCCGAGACGGACCGCACCGUCACGCUGGCCGAGCCACCUCCCGGCGUCUCGGCAGCGGAGCACAUCAACUCCACCCUGCAGCACGUGGUGGACGACGCCAUCGCCAACGACACGUUUCCCAUACUGAACGGGAUGCACAGCGAACCCUUCCGCCUCCCCGGGGCUCGCGUCCGGCCCGACGGCGGCGGCGGUGGUGAUGAGAGCCCGCCGGCCCAGGUCGAGCGCUUCGCCGGGUCGCUGUUCGGCAUAGCCACCAGGGGCGCGCACAUGACCUGCUAUACCAGGCGCGGGGAUGGGGACCGGGCGGAGCUCAAGGUCUGGGUGGCCCGUCGGAGCCGCAGCCUGUUCGCCCACCCGGGCAAGCUGGACAGCACGGUGGCCGGGGGCGUCAAGGCCGCCGACUCGCCGUGGGACUGCAUCCUGGCGGAGUCGUUGGAGGAGGUCUCCCUGCGGCCCGAGGCCGUCCGCGAGGCCGCCAGGCCCGCCGGCGUCGUCACCCUGGCCAACAGGAAUGCCGGGUCCGGCCUCUUCCACGCCGAGAUCCUCUACGUCUACGACAUGGACAUGGACGUCUUGACCGGGUCCCGCGAAGACGGCCGGGCCGGAGGCCAGGCCGGAGGCGACGAGAGCGGGAGCAAGAGUCCCGCCGUCAGGCCCGAGCUCGGCUACGACGGCGAGGUCGAGGCCCUGGAGCUCAUGGGCCUGGACGAGAUCCGCACCCGCAUGGAGGCCGGCGAGUUCAAGCCGAACGUCUGCGCCGUCAUGAUCGACUUCAUGAUCCGGCACGGUCACGUCACGCCCGAGACGGAGGGCGAGGAGGCCUAUCUGGCCAUAUGCUCGAGGUUGAGGAGGAAUCUGCCCAUGGCUGUUGGACCUCUGGGAUUGUAG
Geosmithia morbida is the source of this 1068-nucleotide messenger RNA. Its product is annotated as NUDIX domain. The record is from RefSeq and is a predicted model, not a curated record. The coding region runs from base 1 to 1068 and encodes 355 amino acids. The transcript is spliced from 2 exons. NCBI's taxonomy places the organism in Eukaryota, Fungi, Ascomycota, Sordariomycetes, Hypocreales, Bionectriaceae.